Molecule: messenger RNA, 1392 nt
Organism: Prorocentrum cordatum
Lineage: Eukaryota; Dinophyceae; Prorocentrales; Prorocentraceae
Source: the annotation of a GenBank genome assembly
GGUCUCUGGAGGCGGGCGAGGGCAAGAGGGGCGAAUCCUCCCUCGCCGUGGGCGGGUCGAGCGGCUCUCUCGAUGCGGCCCCUCGUGCUCGCUCUGGCGCUGCUUCUGCGCGGCGUUUGCAGCGGGCGUCUGGGGGGCCCUGCAACUCAGCUAACGCAGCAACUCCAGGCCAUCCAGGAGGGCGUGGAGAAGGUCGGCGAUGAAGACCAGAAGGCGCACGAAAAGCUGGCGUGCUGGUGCAAAACGAAGCUGGAGGAGAAGGAGCGGGCGGUGGAGGACGCCAAGGAGCAGCUUUCCAGUCUCCAGAGCACCAUCGAGGCGCAGACAGCAGAGAUCUCGCACCUCGAGGCCGAGCUGAAGCAGCACACGGAGGAUAUCGGCGAGAACGUCGAUUCCCUGAACGAGGCCAAAGCCAUCCGUGACAAGACCUCGAGCCAGUUCGCCAAGGACGAGGCGAACCACGUGGCGAACCUAGACGCCCUCGACAGCGCGAUGAAGGCGAUCGCGAAGGGCAGCGGCAUCAGCACCGCGCUCGUGGUGGUCCGGCAGGUCGCGCGGAGAACGUCGCAGGAGCAGAGGGCGCGCACCACGGCACGCGCCGCUCUGCUGCGCGAGGGGGGCACGCUCGACGCGGCCUCCUCCCCGGAGGUGGUCUACGGGGUGCUGAAGCGCAUGCACGCAACUUUCACCAACGACCUGGAGGGCAUGCGGGCGGACGCGAGCGACACGGUGAGGCGCCACGAGGAGCUGGUCAGGGUGAAGGCGAAGAUGGUCCACACGCUGCAGGAGCAGCUGGAGAGCAAGAAGAUGAGGGCAGCGAGCGCCAAGGUGCAGGUCACGCAGCGGCAGGCGCAGCUGGACAAGUCCCAGGAGCUUCUACAGGUGGGCACGCGGCUCGUGGCCGCAAUGAGCGAGCUCUGCAGCGGAGACGGCGAGGCGUUCGACAAUCGCCAGAGCCUGCGGCAGGAGGAGCUGCGCGCUCUGGCCGACGCGAGGGCGGAGCAGGCGCGCGUCGGCCUCCUGCAGGGGAGCUCCCGCCGCGGCCUCGCGGGCCUGGACCCCGCGGCGGAGGAGCUAUGCGUUGCCGCGCUGGGUGUCGCCGAGGCCAAUUGGCGGGAGAGGGCCAAGGCCGCGUGCGAGAAGGCGCGUGCUGGCAGGCCUCAGGACGCGGCCGACGACAUCAGCCAGCUCCAGGGCGAGAUCGACGAGGCGUCGAAGGCCGCCGCCAGCGAGAGGGAGAAGUGCCAGGCGUCCCUGCAGGACGCGAAGGCCGAGGCCGAUCAGAGAGAGAGGGACGAGUCCGUCGCCCGCGAGUCGCUCGGCAGCGACAUGUCUGACCUGGACGAGCAGAUCGCAGACGUGAGCGGGCAGGCUUCCAGUUCGGACAAGGCC